Messenger RNA from Psammomys obesus (fat sand rat), 603 nucleotides. RefSeq names its product LKAAEAR motif containing 1 (gene Lkaaear1). The record is from RefSeq and is a predicted model, not a curated record. Lineage: Eukaryota; Metazoa; Chordata; Mammalia; Rodentia; Muridae. Bases 1 to 603 code for a protein of 200 amino acids. The transcript has 4 exons.
AUGGCCCACUGCAGAUAUGCACAGAAGAGCAUGCCGCCCCCGGGAAGGAAGGUUGCACGGGAGCGGACCCAAAAGCACAUAUCUGGAGCUGGAGCUGGUGAGAAGCUCAAGAAGAGCCGGCAGCCUACAGAGCCACCGAAGCUAGGCUGGGCCUUGAGUGAAGAGGGGCUGGCUGCCUUGCUCCCCAUAGACCGCCGCCGCCACUUGCUCUUCGGCGACCUGCUGGACGAUGCAGAUGGGACCGCUUCCAUUUUUCCACAUGACUCUGUGGAGAUACCCUACCGCAUGCCCGACCCGCGCUCCUGGGUGCCUGCGUUCCAGCUACCAGCUGACCGGCAGGAUCGGCUUCUGGGCGUCCUCAAGGCGGCCGAGGCCCGCAGCCGAGUCCGCGCUCUGCGGUUGCGCUACACCCGAAUGCGGGCAGAGGAAAUCGCCAUCCUGGUCCAGAGGCAGGGCUCUGCGCGCGAAGCCAUCCGGUUGGAGCUGUUCCUGCCACCCUAUCUGAAGCCCACGAAGAUUCCGGAUCCUCUGGACCGACAAGAGCGGAGGCGUGUUGAGACAAUCCUGGAAGAAGACGUGGAUGGUAACAUCUUCCCGCGAUGA